UCCACAGAAGUGGGCAAGAAGGAACGCGAAACACACGAGGACUUGAACGAGAACGAACCGGAAACCCUUGAAGAGCUGAACCAGAAGGAACAGGACAGCCAAGCUCCGAGUCGCAAUCGCAGGAGCAACAGCCCAGAAGAAGACGCGGUCCCCGCACAGGAGGCUUCAGCACCAGCACCCCGAUCAUUAGGCUUCGGGAUGUCUGUGGUUGGCAUUGACCUCGGCUUUCUCAACUGCUACAUCGCUGUAGCGAGGAGCGGCGGCAUCGAGACCAUCGCCAAUGAGUACAGCGACAGGUGUACCCCGGCCUGUAUAUCGUUGGGAUCGAGAACUCGAGCCAUUGGAAAUGCAGCUAAGAGCCAGAUAGUCACGAAUGUAAGAAAUACAAUUCAUGGCUUCAAAAAGCUUCACGGACGAUCAUUUGAUGACCCUAUUGUGCAGACUGAAAGGAUCAGGCUGCCCUAUGAGCUGCAGAAGAUGCCUAAUGGAAGUGCAGGAGUGAAGGUGCGGUACCUAGAUGAAGAGAGACCUUUUGCAAUUGAGCAAGUUACGGGAAUGCUGUUGGCCAAGCUUAAAGAGACUUCAGAAAAUGCUUUGAAGAAACCGGUGGCUGACUGUGUGAUUUCAAUUCCUAGUUUUUUCACUGAUGCUGAGAGAAGGUCUGUGAUGGCCGCAGCCCAGGUUGCAGGUUUAAAUUGUUUAAGAUUGAUGAAUGAAACCACCGCAGUUGCAUUAGCAUAUGGAAUUUAUAAACAGGAUCUUCCUCCAUUAGAUGAGAAACCAAGAAAUGUAAUAUUUAUUGAUAUGGGACAUUCUGCCUACCAAGUCUCAAUUUGUGCUUUUAACAAAGGAAAACUUAAAGUCUUGGCUACUACCUUUGAUCCAUAUUUGGGUGGCAGGAACUUUGAUGAGGCUUUAGUGGACUACUUCUGUGAAGAGUUCAAGACCAAAUAUAAGAUAAAUGUGAAAGAAAAUUCUCGGGCCUUGUUGCGUUUAUAUCAGGAAUGUGAAAAACUAAAGAAGCUAAUGAGUGCAAAUGCAUCAGAUCUUCCACUGAACAUUGAGUGUUUCAUGAAUGACCUUGACGUUUCUAGUAAAAUGAACAGGGCUCAAUUUGAACAAUUAUGUGCUUCCCUCCUCGCCAGGGUUGAACCACCAUUAAAAGCAGUAAUGGAACAAGCUAACUUACAACGUGAAGACAUAAGUAGUAUAGAAAUUGUAGGCGGAGCAAUGCGAAUUCCUGCAGUAAAGGAGCAAAUCACUAAAUUCUUUCUUAAAGACAUAAGUACCACAUUAAACGCAGAUGAAGCUGUUGCAAGAGGAUGUGCGUUGCAGUGUGCGAUUCUCUCACCAGCAUUUAAAGUGCGUGAAUUUUCCAUAACAGACGUUGUUCCCUAUUCAAUCACAUUAAGAUGGAAGACCUCUUUUGAAGAUGGAACUGGGGAAUGCGAAGUAUUCUGUAAGAACCAUCCUGCCCCAUUCUCGAAAGUCAUUACUUUCCACAAGAAGGAACCAUUUGAAUUAGAAGCAUUUUAUACUAAUUUACAUGAAGUGCCUUAUCCUGAUCCAAGAAUUGGGAGCUUCACUAUUCAGAAUGUUUUCCCACAGUCUGACGGUGAUAGUUCCAAAGUGAAGGUUAAAGUUCACAUUAACAUCCAUGGAAUCUUCAGUGUGGCCAGUGCAUCAGUAAUUGAGAAGCAGAAUGUAGAAGGGGAUCACAGUGAUGUUCCUAUGGAAACAGAAACUUCCUUUAAGAAUGAAAGCAAAGAUGACUUGGAUAAAAUGCAGGUUGACCAAGAAGAAGGAGGUCAUCAAAAAUGUCAUGCUGAACACACCCCAGAAGAGGAAAUUGAUCAUACAGGAACCAAAACAAAGUCAGCUUCCUCAGACAAAGAAGACAGAUUAAACCAGACCAUUAAAAAAGGAAAAGUCAAGAGUACUGACCUACCUAUCCAGAGUAGCCUGUGUAGACAAUUGGGCCAAGAUCUUCUCAACAGCUACAUUGAAAAUGAGGGGAAGAUGAUCAUGCAAGAUAAGUUAGAGAAAGAAAGAAAUGAUGCUAAGAAUGCUGUUGAAGAAUAUGUAUAUGAUUUUAGAGACAAGCUGGGCACUGUCUAUGAAAAGUUCACCACUCAAGACGACUUGAAUAAACUGUCAGCAAUACUGGAAGACACAGAAAAUUGGCUUUAUGAAGAAGGAGAAGACCAACCUAAACAAAUUUAUGUGGAUAAGCUUCAAGAACUAAAGAAAUAUGGGCAGCCUAUUCAAAUGAGAUACAUGGAACAUGAAGAGAGACCAAAAGCUUUAAACGACUUGGGAAAAAAGAUCCAACUUGUCAUGAAAGUGAUAGAAGCAUACAGAAACAAGGAUGAAAGAUAUGAUCAUUUGGAUACUGCUGAAAUGGAAAAAGUUGAAAAAUACAUCAGUGAAGCCAUGAGCUGGCUGAACAGUAAGAUGAAUGCACAGAACAAACUAAGUCUCACUCAAGAUCCUGUGGUGAAAGUUUCAGAAAUAGUUGCAAAGUCAAAGGAACUGGAUAAUUUCUGUAACCCCAUCGUUUACAAACCCAAACCGAAAGUAGAGGUUGCAGAAGACAAAGCAAAGGCUAAUAGUGAACACAACGGACCAAUGGAUGGACAGAGUGGGACUGAAAUGAAAGCAGAUACAACAAAAGACAGCUCACAGCAUACUAAGUCUUCUGCAGAGAUGGAAGUGGACUAGGUCUUAAUUUUACCAUCACAUAAUUCAAACAGUGCAAGUAACCACAGGGUCCAUUCUUCUUCUUUUACAUCUGAUACACACAACAGAUGUUCAGUUGUUCUUAACCACUUGUUGUCAUUUGUUUUUUGGAGUAGUUUUGACAAGUGUUUUAUAUUGAGUACACCUCUGUUUAUUUCCAUUGCUGCUUAUGUGAAGCUUUAGCUGAAUAUAGAUUUACAAGUCAGUUUAAGCUUUCGUUAUAUAUUUAUAUCAAACAUGCAAGAUUGAUAUGUAGUUGGCAACAAUCUACCUUAUUUAAAGCUUCUCCUUGGAUAAACUUCAGCUCCCUAUUCAGGAAAGGAUACUGUGUUGCACUAUUGUUGCAGAAGCAUAGAUUUAACUGCAUCAUUAUUUUGAAAAACAAAUACUGAAAUUGAUGUGGUUUAAAAGCCACUGAGGCACUGACCUUUUUCUAGUUAUUGUGUUGUUCUAAUUUAUAUAUUAAAACAAAUAAGAGGUUCCUUGACAAAUUAGUCCAUCUCAUUGGUGUGCCAUGAGAACUCCAAACCUUUGUUGUCAUCACAUAAAUGAACCAAAUCACACUUCGAAAGGGAAAAUGCACAACUUUAUGUUAAGGUGACACCAGCAGUUUUCUUAGUAAUGUGGAUUGAUGUUUUCUCAGUAAUUCAAUGUCAUUUUCACUUGAAAUUUCUGAUCUACUUGUCCUGAAGACCUGCUGCUGCAAAAGUAAAAGUAGCUUAAAGAAAAAGCAGCAUUUUUGAUGAAAAUACCUUCAUGGAAAUGCUGUUGACCUACUCAGACAUGCGUCUGUGAUGUUGAUAGCCUUGUUUCAGCUCUAAUAGUCAUUUUAGUUUUCUUAAUUGAUUCUGUUAAUAUAUUAACACAGAAUAGGGAAAAAUGGCACAGUGCAUUGCAUUAUAUACAUUUAUCACUGAAGUACUUAUUGUUAAGAUAUAAACAUUACUAAAUAAGCGGUAAUACUUGAAAAGAAGCACUUACACCGUAAGUCUUAGGAAAUAAUGCUUGUAAUAAACUUAACUAUGUUACAUAUCAACAGGCAAAAUACAGAAUGUUACAUAGUGUAAUAUGAUAUGAUGUGAUUAAAUUAUAGUUCCUGCUGUUACAUCACCUGUUCAGACCUUGGCUCCAGUUUUGGUGCUUCUUAUAUAAAUUAUAUGGGACAAAGAACUGUGACAUUAAGAUAUUUGAAAGACUUGUCCACAUUGUUCAUUCAGUUCUGUCCAUCGGCUUGAAAAUAACUACGGGAGUAGACUGAAAUGAUUUUUAAACCUACUAGAAAAAGAAGCAUAGACAAUGCAUGGGCUCUUGUGUUUUAAUGCCAAUCAACUAGAUUGACCUAGUUUUGAAAUUUUGAAAGGCUCACUUUUUCCCAAAGCUAAACUUUAUAUUAAAAAGAAUAAAUACUGACUUUUCUUUAGUAAAAUUUGAGAGUUUAAUAUCUUUAGGGAUAGUCAUUAUUUCUCAGAACUAGUUCUCUAAGAGAGAUUUCGUUUCUACAAUGUAGUCUGCACUGAAAGGAGAGUAUGGAGUGCUUUUUGCGGGGAUUUUUAUUCAUCCUUUUUGAGGGAGAUGUCCUUUUUUUGCAUAAAAAAAAUCAAAUAGCCCCAAUAUAUUUUUAAUGUCUUCUAAUCUUUAAAUUGUCCUUGUUUUAAUACUCAAAAUAAAAUACUUAUAUCCAUUAUUAGUAAUUGAUAAAGUACAUUUUUUUAAAGCAUAUAUCAGUUACUUUUCAUUUGUACGUUGAGUAUAUAGGUUCAUUUCAGGAAAAACAUCAAAGUUACGAAAGGGAAUACAUAACAGUACAAGUAGGGAGUUUAUAGCUUUUCUUGAGUUAACAAUAACACCUCCACCCACUUUGUUAAGAGCUAUACCUCAAAAACUUCUUGGGAAUAAAUGUGGGAACAACCCUUUCUUCAUCUGAAUUUCCUAAUAGAUCCUGACAUUUUCCAUUCCUUCUCUUAAAUCAGUUUAUCUGAUUGAGUGUUUUGGUCAGAUAUAUAACAUUCCAAUUUAGUUAUAUAACACUAAGUUAAAUACAUGCAAAAAUAAUACAUAUACUUUUCUACCUAUUUAAUCAACUUAAAUAUUUCCUAAAGCCCUUUAAGCUUAUAAUGUAGUUAUUUAUUGAAUAAAUUUUAUUUAUUAAUAAAAAGAGAAUGUUCUCCUUAAAAAUUUUUGGGUAGAUGAUAUGGUUUAGUUUAAUUUUAAUCUGCACUGAAAUAUGCAGUGCUAUGCAAAGAGCUAAAGGUUUUUUCAUUAAAAAAAAUCUUAGAACUUAUUUUAAAAGAUACAUAGCAAAACAGAAUGUCUUCCUAUAGUAAGCAAAUAAAAAUUAAGGAUGUAGAAAAUAUCUAGGAUGAUUAAUAAAUACUAGUACACGUUGACUCUAUGGAAAAGUAUAAAUUAUUGCUUUGAGAAACCAACUCCUGAUAGCCAAUUAUACUGUGAUUAUAAAAACAAAAAUUGCUAAAUAACAUAACAAAAGCAAGUUUGUGAUGUUUUAAUUCCUUAGCAGUAUACAGAAUUCUUAAGAUUUAAAACAACUAGAAACAGCACACCAAAGACAGGCUACUGGAAUAACAAUCUCAGUUUUAAAAGGGUAAAAGCCUUUUUUUUAAGAAGAAAUAAAGAUUUGUUAGACAAUUUGUGGGUCAAUUAUCAGUAUGUUGGAUUAUUUUCUAGAUAGAAGUCUUAUUAUUAUUUCCCAGAUAGAAGUCUUUAUGUAAAGUAAAUUUGGGAGCUCAAUUAUCAGAAUAAAAUUAUAGUGUUAAAUCAUUUAAUCAAAUUCAGUACAUCUUUAACUAUUUUGAAAAUCUAUUUAUAUUUAAAGACAAUAGACAUUUGAAUAUACGAUCAGAUUAACUGACUUCAGUUUGACCCCAAAUAGAUAUAACCAUCCCUCCAUUUUCAUAAAUUUGAAUUGUAAUAAUAAACCUAUAUACAUUCCCAUUAAAAUUUUCUGUUUUAAUAAUUGGUAUUUGGUAGCCCACAACAAUUAAAACCUUAGCAUUAAUUUUACAUGUCAGAGACUUAGAAGUGAUUCUUAAAUGACUAGGAAAAUAGAGCUUCAUCUUUCUUAACUUUUAGAUUUUACAACAAAAAACUUCAACUCUAAACUAAAUGUUAUUUUGUGAUUCAACUUUGGAAAGUCUUGAGUGUUAAAUUGAAUUUGAUUUUUGUGAUACAUGAUUCUGUAAAACUUAAUGAGAGGCAUAUCUAAUUGUAUUUAUCAAUAUUAAAAAUUUGAUGCCACUGAUUAAAUAUUUAGCCACUGAUAACUUUUCAAAUGACAUAGGUAAGUAUACUUAUAAAGUUGGAUUCUAAUAUUUUAUCCUCUUACUACAGUGUUCUAAAAUCUCCUUAAAGAGCACUCAAUUUCAGAAGACAAAGAAUUUUUUAUAAAAAAAGAAGCAGGUUUAAAAUUACGUGGUUUUUUUUGUGUGUCAGUAUCUAAUUUAAUCCAGUGUAAUUUUAAAAUAAUUCCGAAGAAGCACAUAAUCUUUCUUCUCUUUUGAUAAAAACUAACAAAAAUUUAAUGCAGCUCAGAGACCAAUAUUUUGAACCAAAACAAACAAAAAGGAAACUUUAGCUAUCUUACUUUCAUGUCUCUAAUUUAAAAUGCACUAAAAUUAAUAUUCUUCCAUGUACUCAUAUGUUUCCUAAGAAAGCAGCUUUGGGUUUAUAAUGUGGCCAGAUGUCUUUCCCAAGUUUUUUUUUUUUUUUCCUUACUAAAUUCAAAGGUAAUUGUUUAAGAUAAUAAAAGGGCACCUGGAAUUUUUAGAAUGUUAACUGAAAUUGCUUAGAAGAAAAGAAAACCAAAAUGUCAAUGGCAGUGGUCAGUCUCUAUAGGUGGUAAUGUGGAGAUCCCUAAGGAUACCUGUAGCAUAUUGUUAAAGUUAAGUAUUAAAAGAAAAAGCACAUCUGUCAAAAUACAUUAUUAAAUGACUUGGAGCUUUCAAGUCAAAGAAAAAAAACUAAUAAUUUAAUCAUGAACAUUUGAUUCAGUCUGUCAAAUAGGUCAAAAUCCAUAACAAUAUAAAUUAAUAGUAUGAUCUUUGCUUUGGAAUCUCUAACUGUCACGUUCUAUGUUCUAAGUCACAGGAUGAUUAUUAGGGCAAUGUAUUGAUACCUAAAAAUGACCCAUCCUAUAAAGAGAUGAGUGACAUUGACAUGUUGUAGUUUAAUUGCAUUAUAGUGUAUAAACUAUAAAUGGAAAUGAUCUUUAGUCUUACCUGUUGUCUUGUUUUACUUAUUCUCUCAUUCAGUUCUAGACUCUUAAAUAAUUAUAUUUUUCUCAAGUAUAUUUUCCUUUUUAUUUUGGAGGAUUCUUUAGAUCUUUUAUUUCAUGCUAUCAUAUCACUUUCUAGCUAAUUUUAUUACCUUUGUCUCCUUUUCAUUUUACUACCAAGUCUUACUAAGAAUCUUUUAAAAUUCAUACUUGAAAAGCCAUGUUAUAAAUUUUCACAUGUAAUAUCUCUAAAAUUUAAAUGACUUGCUCAAGUAGAUUUUUCAUAUCUGACCUUAGAAUACUUGAAGGCAGUUCUUGACAAACAGGUCAAUUUUGUGAGGAUUGAGUAACCAACAUCCCUCAUUUUAAAUCCAAAUAUCACUGUGACAAAAUAACAAGGGUCAAAAAUUUAAAAUGGUUGUUAAUGAUAGACACAUUUAAUUCUUUGCUGCUUGCUGAUUACAUACAUGUAUUAUGCAUCUCCCUUGCUUUUUUCGGAAUUUCCUAAAUUUUUUUGCUUCCAGGACUUUAAGUUAAAAUACAAUGCUCUUGAAAUUAUAUGGACCCACCCAGAAAGUAGAAGUUAAAAUGUAAUUAGAGAUGGAAAUCUAGGUAAAGGAAGCUUUAAAGUGUGUGUGUGUGUGUGUGUGUGUGUGUGUCUGUGUGUGUGUCUGUGUGUGUGUCUGUGUGUGUGUUUUCCCUGAAAUAAACUAUUAUGGCUUAGUGUCUCAGAAGGAGACUCACAAUAAAAUUGUUUACCUUUUAUAUUUGGUAGGAUGAAGCCAUUGUUGUUUAAUACCACAGUUUAUAGAAGCAAUAUUUUAAGAAUGUUACCAAAUUGUUUAGUACUAACAAUAUGGGAUCCAAGUCAUUUUUUUUUCUUUUCUCCUACCAUUAUUAAAAUAAUUUAUGUACACAGUGACUCUAACCCCAGUCAUUAGUGCAAAAUAACUUCUGGUAGUUUAGUUCCUACCAGGUAACUUUUUUCGUUUGUUUGUUUUUAAGAAAACUACUACAUUUGAUUUCUCAUUUUCCCAGCUUGUCUUAAAUGCAGAGUGACUAGUGCAAUGCAGAAAAUCAUAAUCAAGUGUGAUGUGUCUAUAAAAAUAAUUAACUGAA
This is a messenger RNA of Hipposideros armiger (great roundleaf bat), 8089 nucleotides long. It is a transcript of the gene HSPA4L, whose product is annotated as heat shock protein family A (Hsp70) member 4 like. The transcript has 20 exons. The record is from RefSeq and is a predicted model, not a curated record. Gene Ontology annotation, molecular function: ATP binding; ATP-dependent protein folding chaperone. Gene Ontology annotation, biological process: protein folding. NCBI's taxonomy places the organism in Eukaryota, Metazoa, Chordata, Mammalia, Chiroptera, Hipposideridae. Bases 199 to 2721 code for a protein of 840 amino acids. Gene Ontology annotation, cellular component: nucleus; cytosol.